Molecule: messenger RNA, 1546 nt
Organism: Mercenaria mercenaria
Lineage: Eukaryota; Metazoa; Mollusca; Bivalvia; Venerida; Veneridae
Exons: 1
Coding region: 1-1149 (382 amino acids)
Source: RefSeq, a predicted model, not a curated record
AUGAUAAAUUUAAAUGCUUUCCUGGACAGCCUGAAGUUAACAUGGCUUAGAAGAUUACUUAAAGAAAAUAGCAAAUGGAAACUCCUUGUGGAUAAUAUGUUUAAUUUUAAUAAAUUACUUAUUUUUGGCCAAAGUUAUUGUGAAGCAACUAUAGACACACUUUCCAAUAAUUUCUGGAGGGACGUACUCCGGUCGUACUCAAAAUUAUUACAAGCAUAUGUGCCUCAAGGGGACUUUGACUUUCUAUCAAGUCCUUUAUUAUAUAACAAAAAUAUUAAAAUUGGUGGAAUCCCAAUUAAUUCCCAAUCUUGGUAUAAAAAUGGUUUAUUUUAUGUAAAUGACAUUAUAAAUCAAAAUGGAGUCAUAUACACUCUAAAAGAAUUAGAAGAAAAACUUAACAUAAAGUUAAACUUUUUACAAUACAUCGGAUUUAAAGCAUCAUUAACAUCAUAUAAAUCAAAAAUUCCGAAGAUAACUGGAGUUACAAAACUAACAUAUCCUAUAAGACCACCCAUAAUAAAUUUAUUUUUUAAAAGCACAAAAGGAUGUAGUGAUUUUUACAAUAUUCUUAAUAAAAAUAAUGAUGUACCAACAUCUAAAGGUAAAUGGGACAACACUUACAAUAUAGAAAAUGAAACUUGGAAAGAGAUUUAUCAAUCCCCCUUCAAUCUCCCAGUCAGCUCAUUAUUACAAUGGUUUCAGUAUAGAAUAAACCACAGAAUUUUAUCCACUAAAUCAUAUUUAUAUAAGAUCAAAAUUAUUGAUAGUCCAUUAUGUACAUCAUGCAACCUAACAGUAGAUGAGACAAUUACUCAUAUGCUUUGGAGUUGCCCAGAAACUAAAAAAUCAAUGCUCCACUCUAAAAAUAUCCAGUUUAACCUUUCUGAAGAAUUAUAUAUAUUUAAUAUUGGUAAACGAUAUAAUAUUGGAACUUUAAUCCUAAUUCUAGAAACAAAAUAUUAUAUCUUCUCUUCAAAAAGAUUAGGCAUACCUCUGUCUAUUAAAGCAUUUAAAAAUAGGAUAAGAUGGUCAUUUACUGCAUAUGAACAUAUUGCCAAAAAAACUAACAGACUAGACACCUUUGAGAAAUAUUUGAAGCCAAUCUUGCAGGCAUGUGGGUAUAUGCAGGAUAACUUGCCUCAAACAUAACCAGACCAUGACAAUUAUCAUAAGACAUUACAAAAAUUUUACUAUUAUUCAUCAGUGUAAACAGGUGACCACACAGACACAGACUGCCUCUUCUCUCUUUUUUUUUGGCUUCUAUUCUUCAUUACUUUCAGCCACCAAACUCUAUUACUAAAAUUAAUGGAAUUUUAAUUCUCUCCAUGCAUAUGAUAUGGAAUUAUCUUUCAAACUUUCAUAUCUGUGAAACAUACCAAUGAUUAGAAUAUAUGAUCAAUGAUUAAAAUGUACAUAUUAUUUGCAUAAUUUGCAUAUAUAACAGUAUUAUGUAUAUAUAAUUGUAAGGUGCAGUAGGGGAUGAUUCCUCGACCCCUGCUUCACCUAUUUACGGGGAGAAUAAAUGGGUCACCUUUAGGUGGCUGGA